Acanthosepion pharaonis is the source of this 2208-nucleotide messenger RNA. NCBI's taxonomy places the organism in Eukaryota, Metazoa, Mollusca, Cephalopoda, Sepiida, Sepiidae. The record is from the annotation of a GenBank genome assembly.
AUGACGCAAAUAUCAAAGAAUAACAACAUAAAGACCCAUCCGAGUGUCAGGAUUCGAGGUACAGAGACCAAUUUCAACCCCGUCCAAUGUUUAGAACCAUCAUGUCGAAACAAGAACCCACACAUGCACUGUCCAUUUUGUGUCAAGUCAGAGUCUUACCAGGAUCCAGUCAUUUUGAAGGCUCAUUAUCGUGUCAAACACGUAGAUAAAGGAAUUGAGUUUGCAGGUUUGAAAAUCUUGCGAUGCUGUGACCAUUGUGAUAUUGUGGGCAUUAUUAAAGGAGAAAAAAAAUUUAAAAGAGCACAUUGGCACUGUUACAAGUGCCGAAAUGGAUUCAAUCGACGGGAUGAAGCCAUCAAGCAUUACAAAACACACUUCCGAAAUCCACAGACAACAUUCCAAAUUCAAAUUGCACAAGAGGUGAAUCAAGUGUCUCAUUUAGCGGCAACCCACACUAUCAGUCAAGAAGAAGUGACAAUCCAUCCAGUACUUGCAGAUGCUGCUAUUUUGUCAUCACCAAAUACAGAACAGCACACCUUUGUUACAAGAACGACGGGCAGCAAUGUGACAAAUGGCAAGUCAAGUGACGGUGCUGUCCAUGUGUCUGUAGCUGCAAAUGAAACGCCUUUCUCUUUGCUUUUCCUUUCUCUUUGCUUUUCCUUUCUCUUUGCUUUUCCUUUCUCUUUGCUUUUCCUUUCUCUUUGCUUUUCCUUUCUCUUUGCUUUUCCUUUCUCUUUGCUUUUCCUUUCUCUUUGCUUUUCCUUUCUCUUUGCCUUUCCUUUUUCUUUUCCUUUCUUUGCUUUCUUUGCUUUUCCUUUUCCUUUUCCUUUCUCUUUGCUUUUCCUUUUCCUUUCUUUCUCUUUCUUUUUCCUUUCUCUUUGCUUUUCCUUUGCUUUUCCUUUCUUUGCUUUUCCUUUCUCUUUGCUUUUCCUUUUCUUUGCUUUUCCUUUCUCUUUGCUUUUCCUUUCUCUUUGCUUUUCCUUUCUCUUUGCUUUUCCUUUCUCUUUGCUUUUCCUUUCUCUUUGCUUUUCCUUUCUCUUUGCCUUUCCUUUCUCUUUCCUUUUUCUUUUCCUUUCCUUUUUCUUUUCCUUUCCUUUCUCUUUUCCUUUCCUUUCUCUUUUCCUUUCCUUUCUCUUUUCCUUUCCUUUCUCUUUUCCUUUCUCUUUCCUUUUCCUUUGUGCAGAUUUUUCUUUUCUUCAUCGUGAUGUGGCAAUUCUUGAUGAUAAAAUAUCCUCUGAAAAGCAAUAUGCCCUUCUUCAGGACAAGUAUGACCAAUUGGUGGUAGAGAAAGCCCAAAUAGAACAAGAUUACAAAACAGAAAUCAAUCACCUCAAAUUGCAGAUCCAGAUUUUAAACAGAGAUUUGACAAACUAUCAAAAAAGAGAGCGAGAAUUACUGGGCCGCCUCUGCCCUGCAGCUGAAAAAUCCAUCUCCGAGAUGAUCCAGCAAAUGGAGGAACAAUAUCGAAAUCUCCUCGACUGCCAUCUUGCUCAGCUUCGUAGCACCUAUUUGUCGAGUUUACCCUCUACGAGUUGCAGCACAAAUAAUGCAGAUAAUGCUAGCUCUUCCUCAAACACCGCCACCUCAACCUCCACAGAUUCCCCAGUGGCAGCACAGGCUAUUGUCGAGCCUGGCCAGACAGAGUCAAACAAUACAGUCGAUUACCACGCAACAGCUGUUGCCACCACACUGGAGCCGCAGCAAGAACAAGAUGUUGAGGUGAAUGGCACUGAUGACGUAGAGGUGCUCCAUCAACGGCAGCAACAAGAGCAGCUUGCAUAUAUUGCCAAUAAAGUUGUUGCCCGACUACAAGCAGCAAAUUCUCACAAUGGACAAGUCCAUGAUGACAUUGUGAUUAUCACGUCAUCAGACGACCCAGGACAUCAUACGCAGGAAGAAGGUGUUGUCAAUAGCGAACCCCUAAUAAUCUGCACGUCGACUGUAGAAGAGGCAGCUCUGGAACAGACAGUCAGCUGUCACACCAGUGAGCACACAGAAGAAACGACCACUGUCGUUCGUGAGGGCGACUCUUUAGAUGCUACAGUGGGAGAGGACAUCACCAAAGAGACAUCAGGAACGCAGUUACAAGUGUUGAGCAUAAUCCACACUUCCUCCUCCUCCUCCUCAGCUUCUCAGGACGCAGCUGAUGAACAGCAAAAACAUGAUGGGGAGUUGCCGCCCAGCAAACGUCUGCGCACAGAGACCUAG